AACCCCCGGUUUCCGACCUGAACUUCAUUCAUUCCGCUCUACGCUUGUGCGAACACGACGAAGACGUGGCUUAUUUCUUUCACUAUUUUGGAUUAUCGAAUUAAGGCAGAAGGAUGAAAUCUGUUUGUCUGGUCGCUUCUCAGACGCAUAGGACAGCUCCAGUGGGCAGGAUGGAGCAGUCACCUGUCAGCAGCAGGCCAAUCCUCUGGAGACCAUGGCUCAUGACCAAUCAGGACUCUCGUCCCGUGAGCCUGAGGAGCAAGCUUAUCUGUCCUUAUUCCCGACCAACGGUGCCAAGCAACACCAUGGCAGAUGGCAAAGCUCAGCCUUUCCAGCACCCUGUGAGACUGUUCUGGCCGAAAUCCAAGUCAUAUGACUACCUCUACAGCGAUGGUGAAGCACUGCUGAGAAAUUUCCCAGUCCAGGCAACUAUCUGUUUCUACGACGAGUCUGAUAGCGAAGACGAGGAGGAACAGGACGACUGGGAAGACGAGGAAGAUGAUGAUGACAAAGAAUUCCCAAAACCCCAGGGCCAUUUUUGCAACUAUAACUGAAUUGCGAACUGAAUUGAGCUCAGGAGCAAAUACACCCAAGGAACAUCAGACAUUCAAGUCAGGACUGUCUAAUCACUGAGAAAAUAUCAUAACCAAACCUGCAUAGUUCUGAAUAUUAUCACAAAAAAAGGCAAGAGAACAUCUUCAGAACUGGAUGGUUUUCAACUGUAAUUUCCUCUGGGAAAUGUAAAAACGAUCCCACAUUGGGAUGAAUGUUUCCAAGAUGACUCAGGGUCUUUUUUUUUUUUUGUAUGCAAUAUUCCUUUAUUUUAUUUCCUUGUCCCUAAUUUAUGUUGUAUAUAUCUACAUCUACAGUAUAUAUAUAUAUUUAUGUCCUAUUUUUCUACUUUUGUGUAAAUUACACAAUAAACCUAAAUAAGAAAAGAGUGUUUUGUUUUUUAAGU
Messenger RNA from Tachysurus fulvidraco (yellow catfish), 958 nucleotides. It is a transcript of the gene ripply1, whose product is annotated as ripply transcriptional repressor 1. The record is from RefSeq and is a predicted model, not a curated record. Gene Ontology annotation, cellular component: nucleus. The transcript is spliced from 4 exons. Bases 114 to 554 code for a protein of 146 amino acids. Gene Ontology annotation, biological process: embryonic pattern specification; negative regulation of transcription by RNA polymerase II. NCBI's taxonomy places the organism in Eukaryota, Metazoa, Chordata, Actinopteri, Siluriformes, Bagridae.